This is a messenger RNA of Lindgomyces ingoldianus, 273 nucleotides long. RefSeq names its product putative chaperone/heat shock protein Hsp12. The transcript is spliced from 2 exons. The record is from RefSeq and is a predicted model, not a curated record. Bases 1 to 273 code for a protein of 90 amino acids. NCBI's taxonomy places the organism in Eukaryota, Fungi, Ascomycota, Dothideomycetes, Pleosporales, Lindgomycetaceae.
AUGUCUGACGCCGGCCGCAAAGAUUGGUCUGACAAGCUCAAGGAGGGCGUUACCCCCGACUCCACUAAGUCCACUCAGACAAAGAUGAAGGAGACUUUCACCGACACUGGCGACAAGGUUGCUCGUGGUAUCCAGCCCGACGAGCAAAAGUCCACUGGCCAGGAACUCUCCGACAAGAUGGGCCGCAGCAAGGACCGAAACGUGCACGGUAGCUCAGGAGGCUCUAUUCUCGACAAGGCAAAGGGUGCUCUUGGUAUGGGUGACAAGCACUAA